Messenger RNA from Sorex araneus (European shrew), 2308 nucleotides. It is a transcript of the gene GOLGA7B, whose product is annotated as golgin A7 family member B. Lineage: Eukaryota; Metazoa; Chordata; Mammalia; Eulipotyphla; Soricidae. The record is from RefSeq and is a predicted model, not a curated record. The coding region runs from base 320 to 823 and encodes 167 amino acids. Gene Ontology annotation, biological process: peptidyl-L-cysteine S-palmitoylation; protein targeting to membrane. Gene Ontology annotation, cellular component: palmitoyltransferase complex. The transcript is spliced from 5 exons.
GGGGCCUGGGCCCAGCGGGCGCCGAGGCGCGGGCCCGGGCGGGGCUGCUGCGGGUCUGGGGGCCGCCGCGCCCCCUCCCGGCCCGCCGAGCCGCAGGCCCCUCCUCCGCCCGCCGCCCCCACGCCCGCCGGCGCCGCCCGACACCGACCCGCCGCCGCUUACCCGCAGGAGCAGCCCGAGCCGGCGGGGGAGAGCCUCGGGCGCGGCCUCCCCGGCUCAGCACCGCGGACAGCACCGCGCGGCCCCGCAGCCCCCCGCGCCCGGGCUCGCCCCAGCACCGCGGACAGCGCCGGGCCCCGCCGCGCCGCGCUCCCGGAUCAUGGCCACCGAGGUGCACAAUCUGCAGGAGCUGCGGCGCAGUGCUUCCCUGGCCACCAAGGUCUUCAUCCAGAGAGACUACAGCGAUGGGACCAUCUGCCAGUUCCAGACCAAAUUCCCCCCUGAGCUGGACAGUCGGAUUGAGCGGCAGCUCUUCGAGGAGACAGUGAAGACCCUCAACAGCUUCUACUCGGAGGCGGAGAAGAUCGGGGGAAGCUCCUACCUAGAGGGCUGCCUGGCCUGUGCCACCGCCUACUUCAUCUUCCUCUGCAUGGAGACCCACUACGAGAAGGUGCUUAAGAAGAUCUCCCGCUAUAUCCAGGAGCAGAACGAGAAGAUCUUCGCCCCACGUGGCCUCCUGCUCACCGACCCAGUGGAGCGUGGCAUGAGGGUUAUCGAGAUCUCCAUCUACGAGGACCGGUGCAGCAGCGGCAGCUCCAGCAGCGGCAGCAGCAGCGGCAGCGGCCUGAGCAGCGGCGGGGGCGGCGGGGCCGGGGCGCGGUGACUGGCCGAGAGCCCCUGCGGGGAGGUGUACGGCCGCGCCGACGGCCUGGCAGACCUGCGGAGGCUGCGCUACCAGAGCACCCGCUUCUGAGUCACUCUGUACCCCGCCCCCCGCCGCCCCUCUGCGGCCCCGGGAGGGGGCGGAGUGACCGGCCGGGGCGCCCCCGCAGCCCGGGCCGCUCCCUGCCUGCCCACCGCGGGGCCGGGGUUCAGGGAGCCCGGCACGGCACGGGGAGAGCCCGAUUCGAACAGCCCGGUUCUGGGAAUUCCUGUCCUGCAUGACGCCGCCUCCCGCCCGACUCCACCACCCGCUCCACCUACCCCCAGGGCCCCACGCCAGUCCAGGGGCAGCGCCUCCCUCCCGCGCCCCGCCCCGCCGGGCCUGGGCCUCUUGGUAAUCCCCCUGAGAGGUCGGAGACAGGCCGCCAAUGAGUCCCGCAGCGCCCACCAAUCUCUUUUGGACUUGCACUUCCCUUUGUCUCCCCACCCACAACCCCAACCCCUGUAGUGAGUACACACUCCCUCUGGAGACUGCAUCCACCAGGAACUAGGGAAACGCUUCCUGAAGAUAGGUAAUGUUGGGGGUUGGGGACUUCUAGAACCAAGGCCAGUUUCUGGGAUCAGAACCCAUACGGUGAGAGAUGCGGGCCUGUUGGCCUAGUGUGUGAGCUUGUGUGCUUGCAGAAUCCCUGGGCUGCGGCUUCCUGUCUGCCCAUCUCUGCAUUCCUGUGUGGGCCAGUCUGUACCCCUGUAAAUCAAGGUCCCCAUUCCCCGACGCCCUUCCAGGGGGCUGCCAGCUUGGGUCUCACACCUUCUGACUCUACUGUCUAUCUUGAAGCUGGGGUCCUACUCGGGCAGCGUGCCCCACCUGGGGCCUUCCCUGUCCCUCUCCCCAUACCCUCUGACAGUACUGCAGGGGCACCCAUACUGCAGACAAGGCCUGCCUGGGCUCUGGGAUGGGGACUCUCAGGCUAGGAGCGCGGGCUGGGCUCCCAGGGUCAGUCCAAGAAAGCAGACAGGAAAAAGGCUCGCUUCUUUCUGGAACGGAACAAGGGUCACCGGGCCAAUGAGGCCUGGCCGCUGAGGCCCAGGGCCCAGGGGACAGACGUGGGCCGACCUGUGGGUGUUCUGAAGAUGGCCAGAAGGAGGCUGCCUGCCUGAGCUGUCUGGAUAUGGAAGUUUGGUGACUGCACAGAACUUUCUGGAACCAAAGAGGAGCCGUGAGAAGAAGAGGUGCACCCAGAGAUCUGAAUGUGCGCGUGUGUGUGUGUGUGUGUGUGUGUGUGUGUGUGUCUAGGCCCAGCCCCUGAGCCCAAGGACCCCUCAGGACAGCUGUAGCCUGCUGAGCUCCACUACAGCCCCCCGCAUACCUGGACUCACUCUGUGGCCAUCCGCCCCUCUCUCAGCCCCCAUGUGGCUGGGCCUGGGCGACAAGGUGCCCUUUUUUGGUCUGUGACUUCUUUUUCCAAUAAAAGGAACGUACAUA